Molecule: messenger RNA, 2260 nt
Organism: Maniola jurtina (meadow brown)
Lineage: Eukaryota; Metazoa; Arthropoda; Insecta; Lepidoptera; Nymphalidae
Product: transmembrane protein 135-like
Exons: 9
Coding region: 397-1602 (401 amino acids)
Source: RefSeq, a predicted model, not a curated record
AUUGACAUUUGACAGUUGAUGGCUUUCGUUUCGUAUCUAUUUUUUAAUUUCACAAAAUAUUCGUACUUGAGCCUUGAGGAAAUCUCUUGAAUUUACCUCUACUGAUUCAGUUAGACUUGUUAGUGGUUUAUUGUGAUAUUCCCAAGCGGGUAUACAAAUCAGUGAACAAGUCGCAAUCAUCAUACAAUACACCAGAGUUCAGACUUCAUCACGUUCGUCACUUCGCGAUUGGUUUUCUAGCUCGACGGUUGUUAUUGGCCAUUUAGUGACUCAAAAUACUAAAGACAGAUUAACUAGUGUUCGAUAAAAAUAUCAUACGAUUGGACAUUGUACUUUCCUCGAGGACGCCCAUGUAUUUGAGAAAGUGGUUUUCCCAGAAAGGUUAAAUCGUCUAAGAUGGUCGAAGCAAGCAAAUACUGGUUCGAUAAGGCCUGCAGCGCCUGUGCAUGCCACACUUUAAUUCACCCUUGGACAUAUAAAUGUAGUGAUGCUACAAGUACUAUGCUCAUGAGUUGUAUAAAAGGAAGUUAUCAGUUUUAUGCAAUGGUUUAUCUUAUACAAAUACUAAUGAGAGGCAAAAAACUGGGCAAAAAGGAGAUGAUAGAACAAUUCAAGCUAUAUUUAAAGUCUGGUAUAUUUGGCCUAACUGUUGGAAGUUCUUUUGUGACAUUAAAUUGUAUAUUUAGGAAACUAUUCUUUAGUCAAUUCAAUUAUUACACAACAGUACUACUUCCUUGUACGGUCAGCGGGCUUGCCGUUUACUUUGAACCACCUUAUAGAAGAGUUAUGGUUGUCAACCUUUUCGUUAAUUUGGUUUUUGAAUACUGGGCACGGACAUUAGAUCACCAAGGUUGGCUGCGGCGGUCGAUCGGUCGCGAAACUCUUAUAUUUAUGCUCGGUAGCUCUGCCCUGUUCUACCUUAUGCGAUUGGAAAGAGAGAACAGCCAACGGACGCCUUUGUUCUGGUUCUUUACACCUCCAAGAGUAUCGAAAGAAAUUGGAGAGCCAGUGAAAGGUAUUGAGGGCAAAAGUCCGGCGUGCCCUCAUAAAGGACCUUGCAUGAACUACAUUUUUAGGGGUGCGGCUCAGCUAUUCGGCGUAGGUUGCCUGAUGACUAUACUGCGGACCAUCAUACCGAGGAUCCUUACGCCGACGAAAGCACUGAAGUCAUUGAAGCCGUCGCAUCUCAAACUUGGCUUGUUCUUCGGUGGCUACAUUGGAAUUUAUAGGCUAAUAGUAUGUCUGCUGUGCCGUAAGAAUGGCAGAGAUAGUGCACUAUAUGCAUUGCCCGCGGGCUUCCUCGCCGGCAUAGCGUUCAGAGCGUCGCCUUCAACGCCCAUCGCGUUGGCACCCGUCACUUCCACAUUACAGAUCCUUUUCUCGUGGCUAUACCAAAACGGGACAAUACCCGAUAGCUGGCCGUUAGUGGAACUCCUGUACUGCAUAUGCCAAGGCAUAUUGUUCCAUGCACGAGUCAUGCACGAGGAUGUAUGCCCGCGAUACAUUGUCAAUCUCAUGCACACCGUCACUAGUAACAAAGCUGACGAAAUCCAACACGCCUUUAUACAGAAAAUUCAGAGGUAUAAAGAUUUUCAUCCCUAAAUUCGUUUUGACAUUAUUUUCAAAAGAAAUACGCAUUAAUAUAUUAUUGUUGUAAGUGUAUGAUUUAGGCGCAGUCUGUGAUUUUUAGUUAAAACGCAUGCUUAUUUUAACAGGUUUUAUUUCACAUUGGUGUGUUUCCACCUUCGAUAUACCUUUUUUAAACUAAAAAGAUUUAAAGAAAAAGAAUUUUACAAAAAUAACUACUUUAUGCAUGUGUUUGUUGCUGGUCGUUUGACUGAUCAAAUUAAAUAAUUUAUUUUAGGCACAUUUAAAUAUUAUUAAGACCCUCUAUUAUUAUUUUUUAAUUAGUGUAAUACACGAGUAGUUUACUAUUUAAAUGUUUUCGUCUUCCAAUUCUUCUUCUGAGAAUAUGGAAGUUCUAUUGCUUUCUAUGCGAUAAAUUAUGUUGGCAUAUCGAGCACAUCAUCCUUGAGUGGCCGUACUAAAGUCGCGAAUUUCUAGCAACAACUUAGACCCCGUUCACACGGCAUUAACACCACAUGUUUGUUUGCAGCGUUGAAUCUUACCGACUACGUAGUGGCGCAUACGCAGAAUACAGAACCGUUCACAAGGUUAAAACAACGUACGUUUUUGCAGUACAAAUAACAUGCGAAUGGUUCUAUACUCAAUGUAUGCGCCCCCACGUAUUUGGUAAGAU